AUGCUGCGGCUGCGGGAGGCUACACUAGACGACCAGCCUCCAGGGGACGACCAGGACCGGGAGUGUCAGCGAAUCCAGCAACAGCGGGCGAUAGGAACCGCCGCCGCCGCGAGCUCGAGGAUGAGUGGCCUGGACGCGAUUAUCUGUCCCGUAGUCCUUGCGUCGCGUCUUGCAGAUGCCAACCCCAUUAUUAGAUGCAGGAAAACGGGGUCCUUUUACACCGGAUGGCAUCCCCGGGUCAAACACACGGAGCGGAGAGGAACAAGAGCCAAGGCCAAACAUUCGGCAGAACACGGCCUUGUUUACGUGUGGAAUCCUGCCGUCUCUCGUCGGAACAAGCUCUUGCCGACAUUGUCAGAAACUGAUGAAGACCAGCCGCUUCGCCUUACUGUAUACAGAUCCAGGACGUAUACAUGCUGCGUGAGCAAUGUUCAUGAGACAAACUCCGCGAUGUUCGUCGGCGCCGUUAGCACGAGGUCCUUCACCGGCUCCCCUGGAUGA
Messenger RNA from Colletotrichum abscissum, 501 nucleotides. RefSeq lists its product as uncharacterized. The coding region runs from base 1 to 501 and encodes 166 amino acids. The transcript has a single exon. Lineage: Eukaryota; Fungi; Ascomycota; Sordariomycetes; Glomerellales; Glomerellaceae. The record is from RefSeq and is a predicted model, not a curated record.